Molecule: messenger RNA, 727 nt
Organism: Penicilliopsis zonata CBS 506.65
Lineage: Eukaryota; Fungi; Ascomycota; Eurotiomycetes; Eurotiales; Aspergillaceae
Exons: 1
Coding region: 66-578 (170 amino acids)
Source: RefSeq, a predicted model, not a curated record
AGAGCAUCGUGCAUUUUUGUCCCUGCGACCGCGCCUAGAUACUGCACCUAAAACAGCAACUGUUCAUGCAGAGCGGCCCGGCCUGUGGCGAUUGGCGCGAAGACGAAAAAGACCGGGUCGACAGACUCGCGCCUCUCGAUUAUCUCUCUGUCUUCCUUUCUCUGGUUUGUUAUUUUCCCUUGUUCGCACAUAGUGGGCAUGACUCCGUCUCCUGCGAGCCAAUUUGUCUUGCUACUGGGGCCCUCUUUUUUCUUUUUUUUCUUUUUUUUUUUUUUCUUUUCUUUUUUUUCUUCUUCUUCCCUUUUCCUCUUUGCUCCUGGCCCAUUCAGUCAUCGGUUGAUGAGCUGGCACCGUUUCCCUUCCUUCCUAGGGCCCGCUUGUGUGGCCACAGUCGAACCAGUUCUGGCUUCAGAAUGGAGCUUUUCCACCCCAUCCUCUCCGCUUUUGGGCACAGGCUGGCCCUGGGCCCUCUUCCCCUCCAGAAGGUUGAAUACCAUUCGGUCCCCUGGGGGUCAAAGGCCAAUGCAUACCCGAUCCGAACGCCUUUCUUUUCCGGACGGUUGACAAUGUCAGAUUAGAUGGGCUGAGACUCUGAGUUGUCAUACUGCUGUCACACUUGCAAGCCAGGUCCCUGCCGGUCUCCUUUCUACGGCCUUAUCAGAGUGUUUGUGUAUGGUGUAGGAAUAUGUGUGUCUGUUUAUGUGUAUAUGUGUGUCUUGACUGACUG